Molecule: messenger RNA, 810 nt
Organism: Olea europaea var. sylvestris
Lineage: Eukaryota; Viridiplantae; Streptophyta; Magnoliopsida; Lamiales; Oleaceae
Product: probable leucine-rich repeat receptor-like protein kinase At2g33170
Exons: 6
Coding region: 1-810 (269 amino acids)
Molecular function (GO): protein binding
Source: RefSeq, a predicted model, not a curated record
AUGAGUCUAGGAGGAACUACUGCUAAAGAAGUUGGCAAUAUCUCUUUUUUGAGAUCCUUUGUUAUUGCAAAUAACACCUUCCACAGAUUUAUCCCCGAUGAAAUGUAUAUUCCCAUGAGUCUGCCCAUUGCGGCAAGGUCUUCUCGCUUAGACAAGGGGAAUUUUGAAAACAACUAUCCCUCUGGAAAUCUUCCCGUGGAUAUUUAUGAAAAACUUUCGAAGCUUGAGAGGCUAGGAAUUUUGUCGAAUCAAAUAAGUGGCAAUAUUCCUCCAAGCUUGGGAACAUGUGCAAACCUUAAACUACUUUCUUUGACGAGGAAUAAAUUCAAUGGAAGCAUUCCAAUGGAGCUCGGGAACUUGUCACGACUUCAAAUUCUUCAACAUAGAUUCAAUAAUUUGAUAGGAGAUUUACCUUCAAGUAUCUUCAACAUUUCUUCUUUAUUAACAAUUUCGAUUCGACAAAACAAAAUUUCUGGAAACUUUCCCGAAGACCCAUGCAAAAGACCUUCAAAUCUUGAAAGACUAGAACUUUCUGAAAACAUGUUUCAUGGAGAGGUGUCGCUAAGUCUAUUGAAUUGUCGUGCACUUAAACUACUUAAUAUCUCCAACAACGGAUUCAUAGGUAGCAUUCCAGAAGAAAUUGGAAUCCUAUCAUCACUUCGGUGGUUAGAUAUGAGUUAUAAUGGCUUUUCUGGAAGCAUUCCUAAAGGAAUUGGAAACGUAUCAGCACUUCGACAUAUAGAUUUGAGUUACAAUAAUUUGACAGGUACGAUCCCAUAUUCAAUUGGUAAUAUGUCAAAUAUAGAGUAA